Messenger RNA from Hippopotamus amphibius kiboko, 3119 nucleotides. Its product is annotated as putative pleckstrin homology domain-containing family M member 1P. NCBI's taxonomy places the organism in Eukaryota, Metazoa, Chordata, Mammalia, Artiodactyla, Hippopotamidae. The record is from RefSeq and is a predicted model, not a curated record. The transcript has 11 exons.
UCCUGUUCUGGGAACAAAGCGGGUCCUCCCUUCGCCCAAGCCUGUGUCCCAAGGAGCGGAGUCUUGGAGCCCAGCUCUGAGACAUGCGUUCACCAAGGCGCUGCCGAGGUCGGCUUGGGGCAGGGACGGGUUUGUUUGGCUGCGCAGACUCCCCAGGCCCGGCGAGCCUGUUCAGAGGGGUGUUGUCGGAAUUCAGCAAAGCCCAGGUGAACUCUGUGCCCACCGAGGGACUGAGCCCAGAAACGGAGGUUCCCGUGCUGCAGGCCUCACUCACCCUCCACGGCCUGGACACCAGCACACCCCCGCCCUUUGAGGUACCUGCGGAGCCCCACCCUGCCCAAGCAUCCCCUGGGACCCGAGAUGGGGCCCACACGGGGGAGCCUCUUUCCCAGGCGCCUGGCCCUGGGGGCUGGCUGAAGCUGGGCAUGGCCCAGGCUGUCCUUUCGGGGAGCACUUCAGGCCAGCAGCCUCCUAGUCCUGUGAGAGAGGCAACCAGAGCAGUUGGCCAAGGAAGUGGCCAGCGGAAGCCCCUGGAGGAUGACAGACCUCGGCUGAGCCUUGUGGUUCCCUCACCCACCAGUCCGAUAAACACAAACUGGAUCUCAGAAGAUGACUUCUACCAGCCUCCCCGGGAACAGCCCGUGGAGAGUCCUUCCGAUGCCUCUGUAGGUUCUCCCAGAGGGACUCCAGAGUCAAGGCCUGGUCUCCUCACGCAAGGACCAAGAAGAAGCUGUUCCUUGGAGGCCUUGGACAAAGCUUGCGUGCCUUCCCCAGGAAGCAGGAGAGGUGAGGCCACCCCGGCACCAGAGCAUAAUGACUUCAGGGUGGUGCAUCGCAGGCAGAUGGGGCUGUCCAACCCAUUCCGGGGGCUCCUGAAGCUGGGCACGGUGGAGCGGCAGGGGGCCAUGGGCAUCUGGAAAGAGCUCUUCUGCGAGCUCUCCCCGCUGGAGCUGCGCCUCUGCCUGAGCGGCGAGGAGGGCACCUGCGUGGAGAACUGCUCGCCGCUGCGCUGCAAAUCUGUGGGGCCGGCCCACAGCGACGGCCGCUUCGAGCUGGUCUUCUCGGGCAAGAAGCUGACCCUGCGUGCCUCGUGCCGGGAUGAAGCCGAGGACUGGCUGGACCGGGUGCGGGAGGCGCUGCAGAAGUGCCGGCCCCAGCAGGAAGAGGAGUGGGUGACCAUCCAGUACCCGGACCAACCCGAGGACCCCCCAGAGGCCCCCCAGGGUGGCCACCCCUCCCAUUCGGACCUGCUCUCAGAGCCUGAAACCCCCCAGGGCCUGCAGUUGGACUGGUCCUCUUCCCAAGUUCCCGAGCCCGAUGCUAUUAAAGAAUCCCUUCUGUACCUGUACACGGACCGCACCUGGAUGCCCUAUAUCUUCUCCCUGUCCUUGGAGUCUCUGAGGUGCUUCUGCAUGAGAAACAACGAGACGAUGUUAAGUGACAGCCAUGGAGUCGAGACCAUCUGAGACAUCCUGCCGGACACAAGCCUCAGGGGCCCAUCCUUCUUCAAAAUCAUCACAGCCAACGCCGUCCUGAAGCUGCAGGCCGGGAAUGCCGAGGAGGCUGCCCUGUGGAGGGACCUGGUGCACAGGGUCCUGGCGUCCUACCUGGAGACGGCCGAGGAGGCAGUGACGCUCGGCGGGAGUCUGGAUGAAAACUGUCAGGAGGUGCUGAGGUUCACUACGUGGGAGAAUGGCUACCUGCUGCAGUAUCUGGUGGCCAUCCCCACGGAGAAAGGCCUCGACUCCCAGGGCUGCUUCUGUGCAGGCUGCUCCCGGCAGAUCGGCUUCUCAUUUGUACGACCCAAGCUCUGUGCCUUCUCUGGCCUCUAUUACUGUGACAUCUGCCAUCAAGACGAUGCCUCAGUGAUCCCAGCCAGGGUCAUCCACAACUGGGACCUCUCCAAGUGCCCGGUCUGCAGGCAGGCCCUGACGUUCCUGACGCAGAUCCGGGCCCAGCCCCUCAUCAACCUGCAGCUGGUGAACGCGUCCCUGUAUGAGCACGUAGAGCGGAUGCAUCUCAUCGGGAGGAGCCGGGAGCAGCGGAAGCUCCUGGGAGAUGACCUGGGGCUGUGCCGAAGCGGAGCCCUGAAGGAGCUGAGCAAGAGAAAUUUCCAAGGAAACUCUAUGUCUUACAUUGAUGAAAAUGUGUGGAAGGCAUACCGUUGGACUGAGACACUGAUUCUCAGUGACAAUCAUUUGACUGAAUUACAUAAGGACUCAUCUGAAGGCUUGCUAUCCGUCCAGUAUUUGAUCUUAGUUUCCCGACCAUGGAUUGAACCCAGGCCCUCGGAGUCCACUGGGCUGCCAAGGAAUUCCAUCUCCAGCUCCUUUAUCAAAGAGGAAAUGCUUGCAUAGUAUUUCUGUUUAUUUAGGGAAAUUUCCAAGGAAACUCUAUUUCUCACAUUGAUGAAAAUGUAUGGAAGGCAUACCGUUGGACUGAGACACUAAUUCUCAAUCGUAAUCCUUUGACAACAGUUGAAGAUUCUUACCUUUUUAAAUUGCCAGCGUUAAAAUAUUUGUAAGUAUUGCAGUUUCAUGGCUCAUGAGGUAAUUUCUGUUCUUUUUUACUUUCGUCAGAUUGAGUAUUUUGGCUAAAAAGCCAUAAUUUAAAUUUUAACUGGGUUAUUGAAAGAAGAGUUAUUGGCAAAGAAAAGGAUUAAGAAAGAAUAUAUAUGCGUCAGACAGCCAGCAGAGGAAGCGAACAGUGUUGAAGAGCACAUAUAGAUAUGGAACAUGUAGAUGCAUGCAGGACUAUUGUUUAUCCCAGAAAGCAAAAAAAAAGAGUGAUCAAAAGAGGUAGAUGCAAUUGAAAACAAAAAAUUAGGAUAAUAAAACAAAAUUGUACUAUUCAGCACCAAGGUCAUUAAUAUGAUGAUGCAAACUUAAAUUUCUUCCCUAAGAGCUGUUUGGAAUUAUCAGCUAUGGCAAAUAAGAAGCCAGAAUUGAAGGAAUCACAUGUUAAGUAUCUUUUUGAGUUUAGAAUUUUUGUCUUUCGGUUUAUAUCAUUGCAUGUUUGGGCUUCUCCUUCAGAGACAUGGGAAGAACACACGUGUCACUUACAACAGUUGAAAGCAUCCUGAUGAUGAACCUUGAAUUGGAGAAACUGUAAGUUGGUUU